AACAGUUUGGUAAAACUGAACCGAACCGUUCACAAUUUCACCCGAGUUGAACUGAACUGAUUUUAUGGUUUGGUGCACCAUAAACUGGUUUUUGAACCAAACCAGUGAUGUUUGGAAACCAAAUUGUUCCUGAACUAUUCAUCCCUCACCCCAUAAAUUAUUCACAUAACAUAAACAAUCAUUCAUACUAAACCGUGGGAGAAAAAUUUAAUUUGUGAAAUCGAAAAGAUUGCAGAAAUGUCUUUGUCGCUGCAUCAUCACAGUCCCUCUCUUCCAAAUCUCGCUAACAACAAUCAGUGCUAUUUUUGAGGUUUUGAGUUACAACGGAUGCACAUAACAUGUUUGAUAAAUUUCUCAAAUGAAAAUUCAGCAUGCAUUUCUUGUUGAACUCCGCUUUCAAACGCUAUUGGCUCCAAAAUACGAGUACCCACAAGUUCCAAUUACUUUCAGUGUCCCUCUUUUCCACAUUGCACCCAAUAUCUACACCACCCCUGUUGCAAGACCUCUGCGACAUUGUCACCAGCACUGUUGGUGGACUAGAUGAUCUAGAAUCAUGUCUAAAUAAGUUUAAGGGUUCUUUAACUUCACCACUUGUUGCUCAAGUUAUUGAUUCCGUUAAACAUGAGGCACACACUAGAAGAUUGCUCAGAUUCUUCUUAUGGUCGAAUAAGAAUUUGAGUAAUGAUUUGGAAGAUAAGGAUUAUAAUUAUGCUCUUAGAGUUUUUAUCGAAAAGAAAGAUUACACGGCUAUGGAUAUCUUGCUUGGAGAUUUCAAGAAGCAGGGUAGAGUCAUGGAGGCUCAAACUUUUGGUGUUGUAGCGGAGACUUAUGUUAAACUCGGAAAAGAAGACGAAGCAUUGGGUAUUUUCAAGAAUUUGGAUAAGUAUAAAUGUCUUAUUGAUGAAUUCACGGUUACUGCUAUUAUUAAUGCUCUUUGCUCUAAAGGGCAUGCUAAGAGAGCUGAAGGUGUAGCUUGGCAUCACAAAGACAAGAUUAAAGGAGCGCUACCUUGUGUUUAUAGAAGUCUUCUUUAUGGUUGGUCUCUGGAGAGGAAUGUGAAGGAAUCUCGGAGAAUUAUUCAAGAGAUGAAGACAAAUGGGGUAACCCCAGAUUUAGUUUGCUAUAAUACAUUCCUUAGGUGCCUUUGUGAAAGAAAUCUCAGAAAUAAUCCUUCCGGACUUGUGCUGGAAGCUUUGAAUGUGAUGAUGGAGAUGAGGUCUUAUAAGGUUUUUCCAACUUCAAUCAGUUACAACAUUUUGCUUUCUUGUUUGGGGAAGACUAGAAGAGUUAAGGAAUCUUGUCAAAUACUUGAAGCAAUGAACAAAUCUGGUGUUGCUCCAGAUUGGGUUAGCUAUUAUCUGGUGUCAAGGGUUUUGUUUCUGAGUGGUAGAUUUGGUAAAGGGAAAGAGAUAGUGGAUCAAAUGAUUGAAAAAGGUUUGGUACCAAACCAUAAGUUUUAUUACAGUUUGAUUGGUAUUCUCUGUGGGGUUGAAAGGGUAAAUCAUGCUCUUGAUUUGUUUGAGAAAAUGAAAGGAAGCUCAGUGGGAGGUUAUGGACCGGUUUAUGAUGUGCUCAUUCCAAAGCUUUGUAGAGGAGGGGAUUUUGAAAAGGGAAGAGAGCUUUGGGAUGAAGGCACAUAUAUGGGCAUCACUCUUCAAUGUUCAAAGGAUGUUUUGGAUCCUUCAAUAACAGAAGUAUAUAUACCUAAAAGACCAGAAAAAAUCAACGUUGUGGAUAGCCCAAAAGCCAAGUCUCAGCAGAAACUUUCAAAUUAUUUUGAGAGAAUGAAAAUGAGAAAAGCUGCAGCAUGGAAGAAGAAAACGAAAAAGAAAUCUGAAGCAUCUUAAUUUGUAAUUUAUGUAGUCUUUGUGAACAAACAAUUUAUAAUAAUACAUUAACUUUGUAUUACUGCA
Molecule: messenger RNA, 1913 nt
Organism: Medicago truncatula (barrel medic)
Lineage: Eukaryota; Viridiplantae; Streptophyta; Magnoliopsida; Fabales; Fabaceae
Product: pentatricopeptide repeat-containing protein At5g61370, mitochondrial
Exons: 1
Coding region: 372-1847 (491 amino acids)
Cellular component (GO): mitochondrion
Molecular function (GO): protein binding; mRNA binding
Source: RefSeq, a predicted model, not a curated record